Messenger RNA from Ichthyophthirius multifiliis, 981 nucleotides. RefSeq lists its product as hypothetical. The annotation marks the transcript as partial. The transcript has 6 exons. The record is from RefSeq and is a predicted model, not a curated record. NCBI's taxonomy places the organism in Eukaryota, Ciliophora, Oligohymenophorea, Hymenostomatida.
AUGACACAAAAUAAAAUUAUGGAUAUAUAAGAAAUAGUUGCAGAUCCUUAUGAUUGGAAAUUUCCAAAUAGGAGUUAAUUGAUGUAUCUUUAAACUAUAAAUUAAAAAGAUGUAGGAUUUCCUUAAUUUUAAUCCAAAACUUUACACAAUAGAAAUUUUGAUGUUUCAGAUAUCGAUGGUGCAAAAACUGAAGUUAAAGGUUAUAAAUAUUGGCAAAAAGAAACAUUUGUUAAUAGAAUAGAUGAUAUAGACGGAACAUCUCCCAAAAAGACUGUCUAAUAUUAGAAUAAGCCUGAUUAUCAACUAUGUAAUAAAGAUAUUAAAGGUUCAAUACCUUAAAUAAAUAAAUUUUAGACCACAAGAUAAUCAUUUAAUCCAUUAUAACCUGUUUACAAACUUCCUAGUGUUUAAAUAAGAGUUUCUACUCCUCCAAAAUUUAUAAGAGAUAAUAUAUAAAUAGAUGAUAUACAAGGGACUAAACCGAACAGAAGAUGUUUUAAAUAAAGAAACGUUGAUAUAUAUACAGAAAUAGAAGGAUCUAGAUCUAAAAAAUUAUUCAUUCCAAGAGAUCAUAAAGAUUUUUUAGAUGUAAAAGACAUUAAUGAAUUUCUUUAAUUUGAAACAACUAGGCAUACAAACCCUUUAGAACCUACAUAUGUUACUUCUGAUGAAUAAGGUAAAAAAUUUGAAUUUGGUUAGAUAGGAGGUAGUAAAGGUAGAAGAUUACAUCCUUAGGAAUCACGAAAGUAAAUUUUAGUCUAACUACUAAUGAUUUAAAAGGUGGAUGGCAUGGAACUAUUUCUGAAAAAUUUUUAAGAAGAAUUACAAUAAAAUGAAAAACCUAAUUCAUAAAAUGGUUAUUAUCCAAAUAAUCUAAACGAAAAAAAAAGAUCAUCUAUAUAAUCUUAAUAAAGUGUUAUUAGUUAAAAUGAAAAAUAAGGUCAAUUAAAUAAUAUACCUAAGGUUGUUGCAUUUGCAGAU